UGAGUAUCAAGAGCAAUGAAGUGCUCGAAUUGGGUGUCCAAUAUCAAAAUUUCUCAAACGUCCACUGCUCAGGAACUCUCUGCUACCCCACCUGUCAGCUUCCUCGUCCGUUCAUCCUCCGAUUCCACCGAACUCCCAAUCUGCGCCGCCGCCAUGCGCCUCGGCCGCCGGGCGAUCUUCCCCCUCGUCCGCACCAUCUCCACCACGUCGGCCGCGCCUCCGCCGCCGGCGGUGCUGAGUGUCGGCCACGCGCUGCGCGAGCGGCGGCGCUUCACGGAGGCGGACGUGGCGGCGUACGCGGCGGUCAGCGGCGACCGCAACCCGGUGCACCUCGACGACGCCGUAGCCCGGGAGCUGUGCGGUUUCCAGCGUGGCCGCGUCGUGCACGGGAUGCUCGUGGCCUCCCUCUUCCCUUCCAUCAUCGCCGCCAGCUUCCCUGGCGCGGUGUACGCGAGCCAGACCCUCAAGUUUGCGGCGCCUGUGUACGUCGGAGAUGAGGUGGUCGCUCGCGUUCAGGCACUCCACAUCAAGGCCAUGACGACAGCGAACAGCAGCACGGCAAACCGAUACGUCGUCAAGUUCGCAACCAAAUGCUUCACAGAUGAAGAGGGGGGCUCUCUGGCGAUCGAAGGGGAAGCCAUGGCUGUUGUACCCACACUGGAGCUCAGCUCUUAGUCAACUACCAAGUAGUAGUAAAAAGGAAACCAAGGAACUGGCCGAGGCCUAUCUUUAAUUUAUCAAAACCCUUGCCACAACAGUCUACUUCCCCUAGGAUGUAUAUGCACUGGGUCCCCAGCUAUAGUGAUCUUGGAUUUUCAACUAAACCCCAAAAGGUUGUUUUCUCAAACAUUUCGAAAUAAUGCUAAUAUUCUUGUUGUGACAGCUAAUGUCAUUCUUUCAACCUUAUCCAUGGUUCGCUGCUUGAGCAGAAUCUUGCCUGCACCAAAUUCUAGUCCACUUUAGUCUUCUAGUAGAUCACUAAGUAUUAGGUACAUUUUGUAUGCCAGAAGCAGAGUCAAGCAUGCCUGGACCAA
This is a messenger RNA of Setaria italica (foxtail millet), 1034 nucleotides long. Its product is annotated as (R)-specific enoyl-CoA hydratase. The transcript has 4 exons. The coding region runs from base 16 to 675 and encodes 219 amino acids. Lineage: Eukaryota; Viridiplantae; Streptophyta; Magnoliopsida; Poales; Poaceae. The record is from RefSeq and is a predicted model, not a curated record.